Molecule: messenger RNA, 2434 nt
Organism: Papilio xuthus (Asian swallowtail)
Lineage: Eukaryota; Metazoa; Arthropoda; Insecta; Lepidoptera; Papilionidae
Exons: 3
Coding region: 73-2382 (769 amino acids)
Source: RefSeq, a predicted model, not a curated record
UUUGACUAGUAGUUGCUAAUUUGACUACUUUUCUCGAGGAAUGUUUAAUUGAUACGAAGCUUGAGAGGGAAUAUGUUGCUAAAAUUGUUUGUACUUUUAUCUUCGACAUAUCCUGUAUUUACACAAUAUGAGAUUGAUGCCAACAUUCCUAUACAAUUUACAUCAAAAAUCGAGGAGCAAAAUCAUGAGCAAAGAGGUUUUAAUAAUACUGAAAGCCUGGCAACACCAUCGUAUAAUCAACCAACUACAUUAUGUCCUGCAAACGAAGCCUUGAUCCAAAUUCAAAAUAUACUCACGAAAUUAUUGAAUGAAGAUGAAAAUAAUUAUGAACAUUUAAACGUAAUGGAUAUUCAAGGAAAUAGAGUUUUUAGUAAAGAAUCUCCUAUAAAUUUAGAAAAAGAAAUUGAAAAAGUACUUCCACUAUCUAAAGGGAAUACUUUAAGACAAUUACUAGACAAAUAUCAUUUAAAUAAUAAUUAUAAAACAAAGAUAACAGUACAAUACGAAAUACCAAAUGAACCUAACCUCAAUUGUAAAGAAGCUCUUUUAAAUAUCCUUCAAGUUUUAAAGAACGCGAAUUUAAUGCACGAAUCUUACCGCUCCUGUGGACCAUAUGAUAUUAAUUGUGAAAAGGACAAUGUAUUAGAUAUGAAAAACGUAGGCAAUCAAAAUGUAUUCACGACAAAUAUAAAUCAAGGAAAUAAUAAUUACCUAUCAAAUAUGAUGAAUACACAGAAAACAACAGAUUCAAAUUUAUUUGCAUUUGGGGAUGAUAUAAAUGCAGUUUUAAAAUAUCUCGCAUUGAAAAGGAAUCCCAAUUUGAAUUCGAUAUUUGAAAAUUAUGAAACAAAACAGAAAAGUUUCAAUGACAUUAAAAUCCCGCAGAAUGUGCCGGAAUCAAUGAAUAAAUUGACACAAGGAUUUAAUAUGAAUAGUACUGAGUUUGUUGAAAAUAAACAAACAAAUUAUUCACAUAAUAGUACACCUUACAAAUUACAUAUAACAGAAAACAUUGUCCCAUCUACGAAUCUAAAUGCGAUGAACCAAAAGCUAAACAUAAAUGAAAUUUUAGCUGAAAAUACCAUAUCAGUAACACAAAUACCUUUGGAGAAUAAUAAAAAUCAAGUAUUUUAUGUAAAUGAAAAAGCAGACGAUGUUCUUGUAACAGUAACAAAUGAUGGAAAGAUAGUUUCCGUGUAUCCAUCAAAUAACAAUUUAUUCGAACAAGGAGAAAACAAUAUAGUAACUGAUAAAUUUCUUUCAAAUGAGGCUAAUGUACAAAACAAAGAAAGUGUAGCGAGACAUGUUAAAAAUCUUUUGAGUCAAUAUAUGCAAGGAGAUGUUAAUAAUAUCCCUAAAGAUAAAAUGAACGUAUUACUAGAUAUACUCAAAAAAGGAUCUAAAACGCGAUAUCCACAAGAAAUACUAAAUGUAAAUGAACACUUAACACCGUAUUACUUAAAUCCGAAUCUCAUUCCAAAUAUAAGUCAAUAUCCUAUGACUUCAGAUGUAACUAAUUCCAUACGUCAAUAUGAAAAUAAAGAAGGGCUAAAUGACCAAUUGCAUGCAAAUUUAAACGUUUUCAAUCAGAUUACAAAUCAGGAUCUGUUAAAUCAAAAUUCAGCCAACAAACAAUACGUCACUGGAAAUCCGUACGUCAAUUCUAAAUUAGUUGAUUAUGAAAAACAUGUAAAGGAAUUGCACGCGCCUUACAAUUUAGACAAUUCGCAACGGUUUAUAACCGAUACUAAUCAAGGUAAAUUGAAUUUUACACCCGAUAAUUCCGGCGUCGUGGAAUUAACUUAUUUGUUAAAGCGACCUCAUCCAGUUAUAUACCAACCUGUAUAUUACGUAAAGUAUCGAUUACCUUACGAUUCAUUCGUGAACAAUCUUCGGGAUUUAGUCCGAAGACAGCCACAACUGAGAUCCAAUCGAGCUAAAUUGUACCAAGAAUUACUAUCUUUAUCUAAAGUCGCAGACCUAUCUCCAAAUUUAAAAGGAUUGGGUCAACAAGAACUAUUACAAAUGGUAGCUAAUAAUGGUGCCUUAGUAAAGACUAAAGUUUUAAAAGUGAACGAAACACUAUUGGAUAAAGAACCAAAGCCUGUUCAAGAUUUAAACUCAAAUCUAUUACCACAGGAAAUAAAUAACGAAACAUAUAAAGAUGAGUCCAAUGGUGUUGGUACAGCUAACUUGUUAAAUAAAACGAUAAAAAUUGUAUUGAAUAAAACCAAAAUUGAAGAGUUAGAAAACAUUGAAAAAGCUAAACUAACUCAAUCGAAUUUGAGUGAAGACAUUUAUAACACGUAUCAAAUGGCGACAAACAAAUACGGUAUAAGUACAGAUAAGAACCCAAGUAACUCAAUGUAUCCUCUCGUAUAAUUGAAAUCCUAUUGAAAUUUAUUUAAUUAAAGUUUCAAUAAAUAAAAUUUAU